This is a messenger RNA of Solanum stenotomum, 1344 nucleotides long. RefSeq names its product spermidine sinapoyl-CoA acyltransferase-like. The record is from RefSeq and is a predicted model, not a curated record. Bases 1 to 1344 code for a protein of 447 amino acids. NCBI's taxonomy places the organism in Eukaryota, Viridiplantae, Streptophyta, Magnoliopsida, Solanales, Solanaceae. The transcript has 3 exons.
AUGGACGUAAAAAUCGAGGAAACAACUGUAAUUCACCCGUCAACACCUCCUUUCAUCGACGACCACAUCCUCUCUCUAUCCCACCUAGACACAGACAUAAACCUUCAUGUCACAUUUCGGUACCUCCGGGUCUAUGUCAACGACCCGGAAAUCCAACCCAUAGAACGACCCGACCCAUUUCAAGUUGUCACAUCUUCUCUCUCAUCCACCCUUGUCCACUACUACCACUACACGGGUAGCCUUAUUCGACGUGAAGACGAACACUUGGAGCUCCACUGUCAUGCUGGCAGUGGGGUCCCCGUGGCAUGUGGCGUGGUGGAUUGUACCUUGAGUGGAAUUAACUACCUUGAUGAUUACCAUGAUGUGAAUUUCAUCGAAAAAUUGGUACCCGACCCGAAAGGGGAAGAUGCUUUGACCCGACCCUUUAUUCUCCAAGUGACCCGGUUUGAGUGUGGCGGGUGGGUUCUUGGAGCCGCGAUCCAUCACUCGUUAUGUGAUGGACUCGGGGCAACCCUUUUUUUCAAUACAAUGGCGGAGCUAGCUCGUGGGUCGGGUCGGGUCAAAUUCGAACCGGUCUGGAACCGAUCAAAAUUACUCGGACCGAGGAACCCGCCCCGAGUCGAGUUCCCAUUUCAUGAGUUCCUUAGUUUGGAUAAAAACUCUUUGCCUUAUAUCGAACCGAGUAAACCAGCGGUUCGAGAGUGUUUUAAGGUGAAGGAUGAGUGGUUGAACCGGCUUAAGGGUUUUUUACAUGAACAAUCCGGUUCAAAUUAUACUACUUUUGAGGCAUUGGGAGCUUUUAUAUGGAGAGCAAGGGUGAAGGCAAGUAAAAUUCCAAGUGAAGAAAAAGUGAAAUUUGCAUAUGCAACAAAUAUAAGAAGAAUAACAAUACCAAAAUUGCCCUUUGGCUAUUGGGGAAAUGGAUGUGUCCCAAUGUAUGUUCAAUUUCUUGCACAAGAACUUGUGAAUCAACCAUUGUCAAAAACUGCAGAUUCAAUCAAGAAGAGUAAAUUCAACACGACCGAUGAAUACGUAAGAUCGUUCAUCGAUUUCCAGGAACUGCAUUACCAUGAAGGGAUUACGGCAGGUAAUAGGGUGAGUGGUUUCACUGAUUGGAGACAUUUGGGACAUGCAACUGUUGAUUUUGGAUGGGGUGGUCCAGUGACUGUUUUUCCACUUUCAAGGCACUUAGUUGGAAGUAUUGAGCCUUGUUUUUUCUUGCCCUAUUCUUCUACUAAUGAAGGGGGAAAAAAUGGAUUCAAAGUUUUGGUGUAUUUGCAAGAAGAAGCAAUGGUUGAUUUCAAAAAAGAGAUGAAGAAAUUGGAACAUAUUGUUCUUUCUUGA